This is a messenger RNA of Aspergillus pseudotamarii, 1627 nucleotides long. Its product is annotated as alkene reductase. NCBI's taxonomy places the organism in Eukaryota, Fungi, Ascomycota, Eurotiomycetes, Eurotiales, Aspergillaceae. Gene Ontology annotation, molecular function: NADPH dehydrogenase activity; FMN binding. The record is from RefSeq and is a predicted model, not a curated record. The transcript has a single exon. The coding region runs from base 168 to 1286 and encodes 372 amino acids.
AUAGUAUAAAAGGAGGUUGUACUUUGGCUCUAUGAACCGUUUAGUAUACAAUUCAAAAAACCACACUCGAAGAGAAAAUAAGGGUGAUUUCAGAGGGAAGAAAAAUACGGAGUACAUUACUUCCAAUUGAAAAAUAAAUUAUUUUUUUUUUUUUAAAAAAAAAGAUAAUGGCCUCUUCCACACUUUUCACCCCCCUUCAAGUCGGGCGCAUGCAACUCGCCCACCGCAUCACCAUGGCCCCGUUAACCCGCUUCCGAAACGAUGACGACCAUGUGCCUCUCCCCAUAGUAAAAGAGCACUACGAACAGCGUGGCUCCGUCCCCGGUACUCUCCUCAUCACGGAAGCGACCCUCAUUUCUCCUCGUGCAGGCGGUUACCCCAAUGUUCCCGGGAUCUGGAGCGAGGCCCAGAUCGCCGCAUGGCGCACCGUCACCGACGCCGUGCACGCCAAGGGCUCCUACAUAUUCAUGCAGCUCUGGGCGUUGGGCCGUGUCGCCAACCCGGCCAACCUGAAGAAGGACGGCUACGACCUCGUCUCCAGUAGUGCCGUACCUGCGACCCCCGAGGGCCCUGCUCCCCGGGCAUUGACCGAGGAUGAGAUCCGCGACUAUAUCCGCGACUACGCGCAGGCCGCGAAGAAUGCCAUUGCGGCUGGGUUCGACGGAGUCGAGAUCCACGGCGCGAACGGGUACCUGAUUGAUCAGUUUACGCAGGAUACGGCCAAUCAGCGCACAGAUAGCUGGGGCGGCAGCGUUGAGAACCGCGCCCGGUUUGCGCUGGAGGUCACCCAGGCUGUGUCGGAGGCCAUUGGCGCCGAGAGGACGGGCAUUCGUUUCAGUCCCUUCAGUACCUUCCAGGGGAUGCGCAUGGCGGACCCCGUCCCGCAGUUUGAGUAUCUGGCGCGGAAGACGAAGGAGUUUAAGCUGGCUUACGUGCAUCUGGUUGAGCCUCGCAUUGCGGGUAACACCGAGGUUGAUGGGCCCAGUGCAGACUCGUUGGACUUCUUUUUCCGCGCUUACGAGAAGGCUGGUCCUGUCAUCGUGGCCGGUGGGUAUAAGGCUGAGUCGGCCAAGGAGGCUGUUGACUCUCACUACAAGGAUUAUGAUACCCUGGUUGCUAUGGGACGGCCCUUUACCUCGAACCCGGAUUUGCCUUUCAAGGUCAAGGCAGGUAUUCCCCUGAGGGCCUAUGAGAGGGAGAAGUUCUACCUGGUUAAGGAUCCUAUUGGAUACACUGAUUAUGAGUUUAGCGAGGAGUUCAUCAAGUCUGUGCAGGUUGCUGCUUGAUUUCUUUUUCUUCCUGGUUUUUGAUGUUUACUUGGAUUGCAUUGCAUUGCGUUGCCUUGCAUUAUCAGGCGUUUUGGGGCUAGCAUAGAAGAUAUUGACUAUAGAUGAGAUUUGUACAUACAUAAACUAUCAUUGGAUAUAAAACCAUUAUUCAUAUUUGAUCAUGAUUGGGGUUUGCUCUCGGUAGAAACUGCAAUAGAUGUGUCCAUUAUCUAUGGUCAUAGGCCAGUGGCCCCAGUUUGCAUCAUAAUGCAAUUAAGCAGAAGAUGAAGUACUCGCUUACAUGAUGCUGUCCUGUAAAGAAGCGCCGAAGGUCUACCAUGCAGUUGAAUCAUCGAUAG